UUGUCAGAACUGUUUUUGCCACUUAUUUUAUUUACAACAAUUGUUGAAAUAAAAUGGAAAACGAGGAGAAUUCUACUGACGCUGACCUUAUUUACGUUGGAGAGGAAUACAUCGAUCAGGAGGAUGCGAACAACGUGGUGAACGUUGCCGACGAGACUGAAUAUAUUUCGUUCGAAAACGAAAACAAUCCGGAUGACGCAAACGAAAUUGAAUGCAGCAUUUAUUCGGAGAGUGAUGCAAAAGAAUUUGCGGAUGCGAGCGAAAAUAAAGAUGAUCAGAACGGCAAUGGAAAGGUCGAGAAUUUGAUGGUGGUAGACGAGUGGGAUGAUGACGAUUUGGAUCAAGAUGAGGAUGAUGAAGGUGAAGAAAACUAUGACAAAGAUGCACUGAACCCAGAAGAGAUGGAGCGAGUGCUUUUGAACAUGCCGACUAUGAAGAUUCUAAUGGAUGAUGUUGGUCACCUAAAGCAGAACAGAAAGGUAAUAAUAUCCCCAAUCAGCAUGGUUGAUUUCAAUAAUGAUUUGUUGCAGUCAGUUGUCAGUUGGACAACUCUUGAAGAAAUUAAAGUUGCAUAUGCUAGAAGUUAUCAAGAUAAUAAUUCUAUGAUUGGAAUUCUGAUGUUGCACUUCAACACCUCAACCUCAGCCAGUAAUGCUGUGGAGUAUUUGAAAGAUUUGAAGGAAGACAUAAGCAUUAAAUUGGAUACUAACUCACAUAGGUUGAUGGAAGAUUUCCUUGACAAUGUCAGGAGCAAAAAACGUUGGACAGACAAUGUAGCAGUCUUGAAGAACCUAACAAAUGAUGUAACUGUGGAGUCCAUCAAGGAAUUAUUUCCCAAUGUCGAGGAUGUUGUUCUACAUCCGGACCCCUCGUUCAAACGCCCAUCUCCAAGUUCUACUAACAAGGAACUCGCGGAUUCAACUACGGCUACCACUACACAGUCCAAUGCUGAUAAUACAGAUGGCAAUGCAGCUUCUACGACCACUGCUCCUGUUACCGCUGCUACUACCACUAACAAUGACAUUGACGAUACUACCAUUAUUGUUGAUAUUACUGAAAACAGUAACCAGGCCAACGAUUCUAACAUGGAAGUCACUGAGGCGACUGCAGGGGCUACAAAGACUGAUUCAACAACUACAGUUGCUGCCACUGCCACGACCACCACUACUACGUCUUCUACUACUACUACAAGUAGUAGUGCUACUGUGGUAACCACAACUGGCACAACGAGUCAUACUCCUAAAGGUUAUGCUUACCUUAUCUUCUCAAACGAGGAUGUGAUGAAAGCAGAAGUUACAGAGGCAGCCAGCAAGAAGAUGGAAUUGUGUGGGCAUCGAGUCCUGCUUGCAGCUUACAGAGUGCCUGUCCACUCCAUCCCCAGAUCAUACCUGAGGUUGAAAGAGAGGAAGGUAAUCAUGAAGCACAUGGAGAAAUGUCAGGAAAAAUUAGAAGUGGCCAAAAAUGAUGGGUCCACGAAGGCUGCCACUAAACUAGAAGAGAGAAUUCAGCAGUGUCAGUUAGUGAUUGAACGAGACAACAAGUGCAGAAAAGAUAUGGACCUUGAGUGCCCAUCCCUUGAUGAAAUCAGGCAGAUGACAGGGCUGCCCCCAGUAGAUUCUAAAUCAUUCCAAAAGAUUCUCAUUAGAUUUGGUAUAAUAAAAGAGAAAAGGAAGAAGUCGCCAGCACGCGUGGCCAACAGUGGUGCCAGCGAUAGGAGGAGGAGCAAUGUGAAAGAGGGUGGCGGAGAUAGAAGGACAGGUAGGGGCAGCCAUAACAAUGGUGGAAGAAAAUCCCCGUACAACAAAAAUCGUCGAUCGCCAUACAACAGCAACAACAACAACAACAACAGCAAUCGUAACAAGAGGUCGUGGGGUAGCAGUAAUAAUUAUGGAGGCAACAGAGGGCAGAGGUCAGGAGGGGUUGGAAGAAAUAUGCAUCCUCAGUCUCUGUUGGGGAGUGGAAGUAACAUUGUGAACCCUCUAUCAUUACUCAUGCAACCUAACCUCGGCAUCCUUGGUUCUGGCAAUGUACUGAACCAGAGUAUGUUGAUGCAGUCUGCAGGGGGCAUGGGGGGGAUGUUGAAUCCAGGUGCCGGCCUCCUCGGUGCUCCAUACUCAGCUUUAGGUGGGUUAGGAGUCGAGGAGAAUAAAAAUAAAUUGAUCAGGCUUGACGCCACUGGGAACUUCAGACCGGCAAACAUGGGAGGUGGUGGAAUGGGUGGUUCCAAUCGAUACGAUGAUAGGAACCGUCGGAUGGACAACAACAGAUUCAGAGAUUCCGCCGGUGGUAACAGGAGAAAAUCAAGGUCACCUGGAAGGUCGAGGCAAGCAGCUGUUUCAGAUUUUGACGGCAGAGGUGUAGAUGAUGAUAGUUCUAUCCCUGUUAAUAUGCUUUUGAGCCUAAGUCAAAUGUUGUCGCAGAAGAUGGACCAGAAACGACAACAGAUAGAGAGGAGAGGCGGUCAGCAAGGCAGAGGAGAUUACAGAAACAGUCAGCACUAGAAUGAACGUACUAGCAACAUUAUUGUAGGGAUGCAUGUGUGCGUGAUUAUCGAACAGCUGAAUGCUAUGUAUUAGGAUUACACCUUUUUAAGGUGCACGUGAUAAUUCACUUCACAUUUAUACACAAACACCGCAUACACACAGAAAUAUAUUGACAUUAGCUCUCGUGUACAAUUUGGUUAAGUUUUUAAUGCUGUUAUUGUUGAUGUUUCUUAAAGAAUGAUUGAAUGAAUGUUGUGUUCGGUUUUUGUUAGUUUUUAGUAGAAAUAAACGAAGCCGUACCGUGUUAGAUGUUUGUAUUUCGCCUGCUUCGUAUUGAAG
Molecule: messenger RNA, 2822 nt
Organism: Helobdella robusta
Lineage: Eukaryota; Metazoa; Annelida; Clitellata; Rhynchobdellida; Glossiphoniidae
Exons: 16
Coding region: 54-2501 (815 amino acids)
Source: RefSeq, a predicted model, not a curated record